Molecule: messenger RNA, 991 nt
Organism: Macadamia integrifolia
Lineage: Eukaryota; Viridiplantae; Streptophyta; Magnoliopsida; Proteales; Proteaceae
Exons: 2
Coding region: 43-615 (190 amino acids)
Source: RefSeq, a predicted model, not a curated record
ACAAAAUGGAGCCAAGCAAAUGUAGACACUCUUAUUGUUCUGAUGGUAGAGGAAGUUAAGAAAGGAAAUAGGACUACUUCGACUUUUAAUAAAGCUGGUUGGAACAACAUUGCCAAUAACUUCAAAGAAAAAAUUGGGGUCAACUAUGCCAUUGUACAAUUGAAGAACAAAGUGAACAAACUGAGGCAGGAUUAUAGUCAGUUUAAGAAGCUAUUGGAGACAACUGGUUUUGGUUGGGAUACUGCUUCAAGAACUUGUACUGUUGAUGAUGAAUCCAUCUGGGAAUCGCACAUUAAGGAUAACCCUACUUGGGCACGAUUUAAGAAGCAUGGACUACCACAAUGGUCAGAACUAUGUAUGGUAUUUGGUGAUACAUAUGCAGACGGCGAAGGAAGUGGGACUCAAACAACCGUGUUGGAAACUUUGGGGGCCGAUGAUGAAUCUUAUGAUGAGUCAAGUUCCGCUGAUGAAGUUACUCCAUUAGGUGACACUCAAACUGAAGCAGUGGAAAAAAGGCCAGCUACUAAUUUAGGCAUGAUAGGACUCCAAAUGCGAAAAGGAGGAGGAGCAAGUCUAAUGAUUGGUCAAUGGCAUUCAAGGCAAUUCAAGAUAUGAGUAAAUCAAGGGUAGAACGGGAUGCGAGCAUGUCCACUGCUUCAACCCAAAAUGCGGAACAGAUGUACGGGAUUACUAAGGCCAUGGAGGUGCUUGAGUCAGGAUAUGAGUUAGAUGAAGCACUAUACGAGAAAGCACUUCGGAAGUUAAUGGCUGACCCGCAAUGGAGAGAAGCAUUAAUUUCCUGCCCUCCUCAUCGGAAGUCAAUACUCCUUCGUACCCUUCAGUAGUUUGCUUCUUGAAAAGUUCUUUUAAUUAGAUAGAUUGAUAACUCUACUUGGAUUGUGCCUUGACCCUACUUUUAACUUUGGUGGUUUGCUAUGUUUUUCUUCACUUUUUAAGAUGUUAUGGAUGACUGUGUCUUGACUUUUUUUUA